This is a messenger RNA of Rubroshorea leprosula, 1772 nucleotides long. NCBI's taxonomy places the organism in Eukaryota, Viridiplantae, Streptophyta, Magnoliopsida, Malvales, Dipterocarpaceae. The record is from the annotation of a GenBank genome assembly.
AAUCUAAUUUUCCUGAUCUGAAACCAAAAAAAUAUCAUAAUGAGUGGAGGGAAUUUUCACACUAGGGACCCAACCAGAUGAGUAGUCCUCUCUUUGAAUUGUUGAGGCUCAUAAACAGAUUUAGCUAUUCUACAGCCAUGUAGUUUUCGAAUUAUGACCACAUUUUGAGGUGCAAGUUUACUGGUAUUUAGACAUUUGUCUUGCUGAUCAAAGUCUUGUCCUGUCUCGGACUGCCAGUUUAAGUGGUCUGCCCUACAAAGGUCGGUUGUGAAACAAAAAUCAUCUUUUAAUUAAGAUUUGAUUUUAUUGACACAUUUUCAAUCAUGGUUGUUGAAAUUUCUUCAGGGUUACUGUGCCAAAUGCCUGAUCUGUUGUGCAAACUGAACUGUUAUUUCUUCGGUGGCUCUCUCUUGUUAGAACCUACACCAGAGUUUCUCUAGGUUAGAGAUUAUGGUGUUUUUGCGACUUGCUACUUUGCAAACUGUUAAUGAUGAAAUCUGGAGUCUGGACUCCUUAUGACUUUGUGAACUUCAACAUUUUGAGAACAUGCUUUUCCCAUUGACAAGAGCAUUGCAGCUUCACUAGCAUAAACCAUGGCUGCAGUCCUUUCAAUUUUUCUUGGAACGUACAGAUCCUGGUGCCAUAGAUUUUGCGUACACACAUUUUGCAGUAGUGAGGCAAGCAUUGAAUUUUACUUGGAAUUAACCAACAGAUCAACUCUUCCACCAAUUCUUAGGCUUUUGUGGUUUUAUGGUAGAUUAUCUCAUUCAAUUGCCAACAAACAUAUUAUACCUUGUUUGAAUAAAUUCUCUAUACAACUUUGAGUUUGAUGAUGUAAUAAUGGACAUGCAAUCAACAACUGGAGUGAAGAGAAGAAAUUGACAAUGAGAUCCCUGUGCAAGUGAUUGCUUGUAAACCGGUCUCAAUAGCUUCAAUGUGGUUAUGAUAGAAUUAUAACUUUGUAUGUUUUCCCCUUUAAAAGGCAUUCCAAUAUUUUCAUCUUGCUUUGUCGAUGUAAUUGAUGGAAAUGAGUAGAAAGGCCAACCAUCAGCAUCUAGGAAUCAAUGAUAUUGAACAGAUUGAGAUGUAUUGUUUCAGGGAUUUAUCAAACAAUGGCUUAAUCAGAGAAGUGCAGAACUUCUGUCUCAGCUAGUCUUAUUGAAGAAAAUGUGGAGAUGGGGAAUGCAAUGAAAACAGAAUGAUUGGAGCUGGAAUUCAGUAUAUUUCAGUGUUAAUUAAAGCUGGAAAACGUUUACAAGAAUGCAUGUAGGGGUUCAUUUUUUUCAUUUUGAUUCAUGUCUUGAAGCAGAUGCGAACAAGAUUAUAUGCUUCACUUUCUAAAAUGCAAGGAGCAGUUAGAGAUAGAGAAUGUGAAUGAGAAAAAAAGACAUACAUCAAAAGAAAAGUGCCUCUGUUCUUUGCCUUGGAAAGCUAUGGCAGAAAUCCGCUAAGGCUGAUAAGGUGUCUUCAAGUGGACGCUGUAAUAUGUUUCAGUGUCUGAACCUGUACCUGUUUCAUUCUCAUUUGUUCUCCAUUUUCUUCUUGUAUUACUUGUUUCAUUCUCAUUUGUUCUCCCUUUUCUUCUACCACUACCAGGAAAACGUUUACAAGAAUGCAUGUAGCAGUUCGUUUGUUUCAUUUUGAUUCAUGUCUUAAGCAGAUGUGAACAAGAUUUUAUGUGUUUCAUGGAUUUAAAAAUGAUAGAAAGUAGUACAAUAGCUUAAUCCAACAGGAUAGUGCUUUCAAUAUUGAAUUAAAUAAUUUGAGACUGU